Ziziphus jujuba (common jujube) is the source of this 763-nucleotide messenger RNA. Its product is annotated as ubiquitin-conjugating enzyme E2-17 kDa. The transcript has 4 exons. NCBI's taxonomy places the organism in Eukaryota, Viridiplantae, Streptophyta, Magnoliopsida, Rosales, Rhamnaceae. Bases 108 to 554 code for a protein of 148 amino acids. Gene Ontology annotation, molecular function: ubiquitin conjugating enzyme activity. Gene Ontology annotation, cellular component: nucleus. Gene Ontology annotation, biological process: protein polyubiquitination. The record is from RefSeq and is a predicted model, not a curated record.
GUACACUUCGUCAAAUUUAUUCUUUCUUUUUUUCUUUCCCCUGUCUCUCUCUCCAUCUGUCUAAACUUCUUUCCUUUUAGAUCCGUAACGAUCUUUGAGGUUCAUCCAUGGCUUCGAAACGGAUCUUGAAGGAGCUUAAGGAUCUCCAGAAAGACCCACCCACCUCUUGCAGCGCAGGCCCUGUAGCUGAAGACAUGUUCCAUUGGCAAGCAACGAUAAUGGGCCCCCCGGAUAGUCCUUAUGCAGGGGGUGUUUUUCUAGUUACUAUUCAUUUCCCUCCGGAUUAUCCAUUUAAACCUCCUAAGGUUGCGUUCAGAACUAAGGUUUUUCACCCUAAUAUCAACAGCAAUGGCAGUAUUUGUCUUGACAUUUUGAAAGAGCAGUGGAGUCCGGCCCUGACAAUAUCCAAGGUUUUGCUCUCGAUUUGUUCCCUGUUGACGGACCCAAACCCAGAUGACCCUUUAGUACCAGAGAUCGCUCAUAUGUACAAGACAGACAGGGCCAAGUAUGAGACGACUGCUAGGAGCUGGACCCAGAAGUAUGCCAUGGGCUAGUGUGCUUUGUGGUGAGGGCAUUUAGGAUGUUGACUUAUAUAUUCCUUGUUAUGUAGAAAAGAAGUGUGAUCUGUACUUUCACUAUUUAUAAUAGAAUUGAAGAAUAGUCUAUAUAUCGCCGCCCUCUUGGAAAGACCAUUCUAAGAAAUUGAACUAUGCAAAUUAGUAGUUGAUGUUGUUUUAUAUACCAAGUGCUUGGUUUUUGUGAA